AUGGUUACGAAUAACAGUGAGGAGAUUUUGGAGAAAUGCGAAUGCGCUAUUUUGGAUCGGGCCCAAAAGCUGAAAAUGGAAUUAUGCUUCCUGGACUUACUGUCAACUCAAAUGAAAACCGUUAGAGAAUCCCCGACGAACUUUUCGCUCGAGCUGAAGACGUCCAAGUGUCAAAAUCCGUACGGAAACGAGGAAGCCUUGCAAAAGGUAGUUUUGCCGACCUGCGAAGCGAUGGUAGAUGAAAUGCUUGGUCCUCAUUUGCACUUGGUCGACCUGACUGGCUUAAUCUCCUUUUGCCAUCCUGACAAAAAGUUUCAAACCUUCCAAGACGUUUUGAAAAAAAUCUUCAAAGUCGCUCAUGAAACGCUCGGCAAGGUGCUGCUCUUUAGGCACCUGGACCUCGACCCGCUCUUCCACCAGCAGAUCAGUUUCUCCAAUUUACUCCCGUCAGACAUGCUCUGCAACAUGCAGCGUUUGCGAGAGUUGCGGAUUGAGCUGUUCUCGUUCAAAUUAGACGAGCUGUUGAACCUGAUCUUCAGCUGCCGCUCUUCUCUCGUGUUCGUCAGCGUCAACCUCGACCUGGACGCCUCGGUGCCUCUUCCACCUGCUUCGGAGUUGCAGAAAAAACUGGUCAAUUUGCGGAUUUUCCUCUUCCGCUCGCCAUCGAAGGCGGCAGUCAAGCAGCUGAACCAGCUCUGCGUCAGGAACCUGCCCAAGUUGCAGGUCGUCCAGGAGUUCGCCAGUGAAUUCUGCACAGGCCAGGGUUUGCCCCUUCCUGAUCCUAAAGAAUCAAGAAAUAAAAAUCCACCUGCUUCGAACCUGCUUCAUUUAACAAUUGAUAUGGACACGGAUCUGCGCGACGCUAAUGAUAUUCAUCUCAGGUUUCCCCACGUCACCCAUUUGAAGAUGUUUCAGGACCAAUUAUUCCCUGUGGACGUUGUUUCUCACCAAUUAGAUUUUCUGCUCUAUUUUUCCAACGUUGAGCAUCUGGACAUCCGCAUGUCCAGGCCACUGACGUUCAAUCCGAUCCUGGAGGAGCUCUUGAAAACAUACAAAAUGAAAAUUAAGACUCUGAGCGUCGUGAGCCUGUCUCCGAGUAUCAAGACCUGCAGCAUCAGCUGCAUUUUCUACCAGUGUCCAAAUCUGGAAAGGCUCAAUUUUGUUUCUCACCAGAUGGACGUUGAUGCGCUCCGACCACCAAUUAAUCACUUGACAGAACUGGAGCUGCUGGUGACCCACAUUUCAAAGGACAGGAGCGAUUUGCUGUCGUUCAUUCUGCGGUCAGCCAGUUUGGAAAGGGUCAAGCUGAUUGGCCAAACUGAAAACGUGGAGGACGUGGAGAAUGUGGUCUGCAGCAUUCAGGGUACCAGAGGAAUCCUGCGCAACCUGAAAUCAAUGGUCAUCGACAUGGACUGCGCCACGAUUGAACAGGUCUACGAUGAAACCCUCGAGGCGUACUUCGAGCUGAUCAAAUGCGUCGACGAUUGCUUGAAAGAGCAUCGUCUCGAGAAUGUCCAGUUUUUUAUGAACAACCUGGACGAGUACACCACCCUGGUCAGAUGCCACCUUGGAACCUGUGACGGACCGAAAAUUCGCUCUGAUUUAUUUUUCUCCGGCGCGGAUGGAGAAGAGAUUGAUUGGUUCGUCGACACUGAUCUCAUCUCCGUUCUCGACCGGUUUUCUAAUAAUUAA
Cloeon dipterum is the source of this 1692-nucleotide messenger RNA. RefSeq lists its product as uncharacterized. The transcript is spliced from 5 exons. NCBI's taxonomy places the organism in Eukaryota, Metazoa, Arthropoda, Insecta, Ephemeroptera, Baetidae. The record is from RefSeq and is a predicted model, not a curated record. The coding region runs from base 1 to 1692 and encodes 563 amino acids.